Messenger RNA from Ostreococcus tauri, 783 nucleotides. Its product is annotated as Superoxide dismutase (Cu/Zn) / superoxide dismutase copper chaperone. Gene Ontology annotation, biological process: removal of superoxide radicals. NCBI's taxonomy places the organism in Eukaryota, Viridiplantae, Chlorophyta, Mamiellophyceae, Mamiellales, Bathycoccaceae. The record is from RefSeq and is a predicted model, not a curated record. Gene Ontology annotation, molecular function: copper ion binding; superoxide dismutase activity. The coding region runs from base 1 to 783 and encodes 260 amino acids. The transcript is spliced from 4 exons.
AUGCGUCACCGCGUCGCGCGCGGUCACGCGCGGGCACGCGUCGCGCGCACCGAUGUCGUCGAUGUCGACGUCGACGCGUCGAUCGACGCGACGGGGGCGACGCGAUUGAGAAAACAAAAAAAAAGCCGAGAAAAAAACGACACGAAAACGACGACGCGCGGUGACGUCACACCUCGCCAGGAUGAUCGCAUCGCGCGCGUUCGCGGUCGACGCCGCGUCGCGUCUCGCGCGACGACCUCUCACGCGGUACGCGACCGCGGGGCGCGAUCGAGUGGACGACACGUCACGCGGGCGAGCGCGGGGGAAAAGCGCGCGGUGUGCGUGCUCACGGGUACCGCCGGCGUGAGCGGCGUGCUCAAGUUGAGCCAAAACGGCGACGGCGCGACGAAAAUCGUGGGUUCCAUCACCGGCCUCGCCCCGGGGAAGCACGGUUUGCACAUUCACGAGUUCGGUGACACCACGAACGGGUGCAUGUCCACGGGACCGCACUUUAACCCGAACAAGAUGGAUCACGGCGCGCCGACGGAUGCGGUGCGACACGCGGGCGAUCUCGGAAACGUCGACGCGAGCGCCACGGGGUGCGAUUUUACGAUUGAAGACUCGCAGAUUCCGCUCUCGGGGGCGAACUCCAUCAUCGGUCGCGCGUUCGUGAUUCACGAGCUCGAGGAUGACCUCGGCAAGGGAGACUCGUCGGAGAUCGGCACCCAGGGCAAGACGUCCAAGACGACGGGUAACGCCGGCGCGCGCUUGGCGUGCGGCGUCAUCGCGCUCACCAACGCCUGA